AUGGAGGACCAGACGAUCAAGGUAUUUGCCAGGGUAAAACCUGGAGAUGAAGCGAAGCCUAUUGUCAACGUAGAAUCGGACCAAAGCAUUCUAAUUGGUCGUGAAAAGAAGAGCUACACAUUUGAUCACACAUUCCGACCACAAUGUCAGCAGGUGAGUCCAUUUUUUGUGUUUUAUACAUCAAUUUAAUGAUUUAACGUUAUUUUUUGUGUUUUAGGUCCAAAUCUUCGAGAAGGUUGGAAAGGCAAUCUUGAACGGAGUCCUCGAAGGAUUCAAUGGGACGAUAUUCGCUUAUGGUCAAACUGGAUCUGGGAAGACCUACACGAUGAAUGGACCUGAUAUCCAGGACCCGAUCAAAAAGGGUCUGAUUCCCCGAUGUCUAGAAUAUCUUUUUGAUAACUUAGAGCAAAAGAAGCGGACGGUAAGAUAAACUAUUUUUUGUAUUUUUUUAUGUUUAGGUAUCAUGGACAACAUAAUUUCUUUCAGAACUCCGACACUUUUUCAUAUGAAGUGACCUGCUCGUUUGUCGAGCUUUAUAACGAGACGAUCUAUGACCUCCUCGACUCAACCAACCAGCCGAAAAUACGAAUGAACCUAAAUAAAGUUGUAGCGCUGGAAGGUGCCUGCACCUACAUUGUCAGUGAUGUAAAUCAAGUGAUUCAUCUGAUACGGAAAGGAUGCCACAACAGACACGUAGCUGAGACAAAAAUGAACCGUGAAAGUUCACGGAGUCAUUCGAUCUUCAUUAUCAGUGUUCAAAUGAAGAAAGAAGAAGAUGGAGUGGUUAAUUUGAAGACUGCUCAACUAAAUUUGGUGGAUUUGGCUGGAUCAGAACGUCAGAAACAUAGUAAAGCGGAAGGAGAGAGACUCAAGGUACGUCUUAGUGAUUUUUUCUUUUGUUUUUAGGGAUAAGUUUGAAAAUUAUAUUAGAUUUGCGAUCAACUUGGUGUAGAGGUAACAUCCUGGUUUUUCAGGAAGCCGGCCACAUAAACAAGUCACUAUCGACGCUGGCUAGAGUAAUCAGGGCGUUGUCUUCGCAACAAACCCACAUACCAUAUCGCGACUCGAUUCUCACUCACCUUCUCACUGACUCUCUUGGGGGUAAUUCCAGGACCGCAUUUGUCCUUACGAUGCAUCAAGGGGAGAAGUAAGUGACUUGACUUAACUUGUGGCCGAGCGUACUAAAAUCAUUUGUAAAUUCCAUCGUUUAUAAUGUUAUUUUAGAUUCAUCGAGACGACGAUUUCAACUGCACAAUUUGGAAAUACUCUGAAGUUGAUCGAGAAUAAGGCCCAUGCCAAUGAAGAUGUUAUAUGUGAGAGCUGGAAGUUGGAAAUGGCUCGUCAACACCAGCUAAACAAGGAUAAAAUCAGUAAGUUUGUGGUUGAAAAUAUUCUGUUUAAUUUGAUCAUGGCUACGUUAAUUGUUGUAGAUCAACUUCAAAUGGCAUUAGACGAAGCAUUGGAGAAGAACCGGAAAGAGAAAGAAGCGUUUGAAGAAUCGUUUGCUAAAUUGAAACAAGAAUACGACGAGAAGCUGAGUGAGAAGGCGCAGGAGUACAAGAAUUUGGAGCGUAGUUACAAUCACAACAAGGAAAAGAUAAUUGCGUUGGCCAAGGGAUCGGUCAAAAUUGAGAAAUACUCCUCGGUGAAGAGAGAGAACGUAGCAUUACAGGCAAAGGUUAAUGAAUUGAUGGGAGAAGUGGAAAAGAUGGCCAAUAAGUUGAUGGAGACAGAGGCCGAAUUGGAGGAAGAAAAGAUACGACGAGACGAUUCUGAGGAACUUUUGGAUGUAAGUCGAGAUUUUGUUGUUGUUUUUUGGGAUCAUGGGUAAUAAAAACAGUAGUUUUAGAGCCCCCAAAUUGUCAAGAAAAACAAGUACAGACGAAUGACGAUGUUUGAUAUCACGGAUCGACAGGACUGUUUGGAAAGGCGGGUCAAGAGACUGACCGACACCUCGAUGCUCCUCAAUGAGGAUGGAGAUGCUCUGUCGGAUAAGGAGAUGGAAAAGGAAAACGACAAAGAAUCAAAUGAGAAGACAAAGAAACCGGAAGUUAUUGCGACGAAUUACACCGGCUUCUUGGACAAGGUGAAGAUGGCGAAGGACGAAAAACUAAUGGUCAUCAAAAGGAUUAAUGAGGUGAUCAAAGACGAAUUGAAGAGAUUGACGGAGAAGGAGGUUGCCGAUUACAAUGAGAGAAUGAGCCAGGCGAUAAAAAAAUACGAUGAAAAGAUGGAAGCUUUCGAAAAAAGUCAGACAAAUUAUAUUACGACUAUACACAGGCUUAAAGAGGUAGGUCAAAGAAGUAUAGGCUUGUAUGUGUAAGGGUUUUUUUUUGUCUUUGAAGCACAUGGAAUUCUUGACGAAAAUUCGGAAGGGUAGUUUCUAGAGGGACUUUUUGGAAAAAGAAAUUUGCGAAAAGUGAAAAGGAAGAGCCGCCGGAGCGGAUCCCAUGUGGUCUAGUGGUUAGGAUUCGUGGCUUUCACCCACGCGGCCCGGGUUCGAUUCCCGGCAUGGGAAGAAUUCUUUUUUUGACUUUGGAAAUUCAUAACAUAAGUCAAAAUUGUAAUAAAAUAAUUGUUUUUACUUUGCAGGAACUUCAGUCCACCCAAAGAGAACGCGACGAUCUCUUCUUGCAAGCCACCGAGAACCUGGGACAUCAAAAUAACAAACAGAAGAUCUCAUAUGUCAACAAAUUAAGGGAAAAGAAUAUUGAUCUAACAAAUGAGAAUGCUGAACUGAAGGAAAAAAUAUAUCUAAUGGAGCAUGUACAAUGA
Molecule: messenger RNA, 2775 nt
Organism: Bursaphelenchus xylophilus (pine wood nematode)
Lineage: Eukaryota; Metazoa; Nematoda; Chromadorea; Rhabditida; Aphelenchoididae
Source: the annotation of a GenBank genome assembly